Messenger RNA from Haplochromis burtoni (Burton's mouthbrooder), 8223 nucleotides. RefSeq names its product kinase suppressor of Ras 1. Gene Ontology annotation, biological process: protein phosphorylation. Gene Ontology annotation, molecular function: ATP binding; protein kinase activity. Bases 3476 to 5845 code for a protein of 789 amino acids. Lineage: Eukaryota; Metazoa; Chordata; Actinopteri; Cichliformes; Cichlidae. The record is from RefSeq and is a predicted model, not a curated record. The transcript is spliced from 19 exons.
AAAACAGUAAUAAUUUUAAUUGCAAUUCAGGUUAGAUUUUUUUUUUUUGUGCGCAAUGCAGAUUUUCUGUGCGCAGAGACCGUGCCAGCAGUACGCAAUUGCGCAUGUGCGCAGCUUAGAGAGAACAUUGCAUAUGACCUUUGCGCAUUUAUAGUACCUUGCCACAUUUGUUUAUUUGUUUAUUUAUAAGGAACCCCAUUAGCUUCCACAACAGUGGUUGCUAGUCUUCCUGGGGCCCAAACCAUCAAAUACCACCAAAUAAAAUGUUACACAAUGCAAAAAUGCUCUUACAGCUCUUACAUCCACAAUAAGGUUUUACAAUUCUGAAAAUGUAAACAUGUAAAUAUUAAAAAUUAUAAAAAAAACCACUCAAACAAAAUACACAAUUUCCAUUACAAGUGACAUUACCCUCUACAAUUUUUACAAAUAAAUUAAAAACUGCCUAAAUAGGCUUUUAGGUGAUUUUUAAAAUUAUGAAUAGAAGCCAAUUCUCUAAUUGCAUAAGGCAACUUAUUCCACUGAAAAGAUACUCUAAAUAGGAUGGGCAAUUAAUUAUAUAGUUACAGAGUGCUCUAAAAACAUUGAAUAUAAAGCAUAAGUGGCAACGGGAUGUUUUUUAUCUCAAAUUUGGGUAUCUGAUAGUUGGUUUGGAUCAGUUCUGAUCACAUUCAUUCCAUAAAUGAACAGCUUAGGCCACCUCCUACAAAGGGUCUCGGUGUGGUUGUUUUGGUCCACACCCGAGUGCGUCAAGGGGAAAAACGAAGCAGAGGUCGAUUUAAACUAGGAAUGGCUAGUGACUAAUUUCCAAGUCGACUAAACUAGAGAAAAAAAAUUAAUCUGAGUAGUCUCAAACUAAGAAACAGUCAGAUAUUAAGUUAAAUUUAAACUAUUUCAUAGAUAAUGUCAAAAACCAAAAAAAGGCAUUUUCUUCAAUAAUGAAUCAUGCCGGUUAUGUGGGGCACCUCGGGUCGUGCAUUAUGAACGCAACAGGUUAUACUCCAAACAGACAACAAAAAACUUGCCACUUAAACCGAUGUUAAUUAUGAUAUGAAAGCAUGUUACUUCAAUAACUAAUAACUAAUAUAUUCUGACUAAAAAGUGUGGCGCAUUGUACAGUGCAUUAGAAAUCAUGCACGUUGUGUAUGUUAUUCGAAAAUUCAUGACAGCCACGUUAAUAAAAGUUAAAAUCUAAAAUAACAAUACAUUAUCCAGCUAUAUAUUUUUUUCUGCUUAUCUGAAAUUGAGUCACAAGUCAGCAGCCGAAGCAUGUAAUCUCUCAAGCGUGUCCAGAGUGUAGCCUGCACGUCUCCCGGUAGGAUGUACCCUGGCUAGUACACCUUACUUUGGAGGUGACCACCUCAACUGGCUCCUUUGAAUAUGGAGUACUGACUCUACUCUGAGUGCCUCCCAAAUGGCUGAACUCCUCACCUUAUUGCUAAGGAAAAGCCCAUUCACCCUUCAGAGAAAGCUCAUUUCUGUCCAUGAUCUUGUUCUAGGGUUAACUAAAAGAUCAAAUUCUAAUUUUAUUUGUCACAUACACAGUACAACAUGUAGUGAAAUGCUUGUGUCCAUGCUGUGGACAGGCUGCAGAUGUAGCUGCGCCAUUCCAGGCUUAGUUCAAGGCAACGUAGGAUUUUGAAAUUGAUACCAUAGGUGGUAAAUGGACAUAUUCAUAUAUAGCAAAGUGCUCUGUACAACAUGCCCCAUUCAUUUACAUCAAUUCAUACAAGCCAAUAUGUAUGAAUUGUACCUUUGGGUACUUCCUCUCAUAGUCCAAAGACACAGUCAGGUCCAUAAAUAUUUGUACAGAGACAACUUUGUUUUUCUAAUUUUGGUUCUGUACAUCACCACUGUCAAUUUUAAAUGAAACAACUCAGAUGCAGUUGAAGUGCAGACUUUCAGCUUUAAUCCAGUGGGUUUAACAAAAAGCUUGCAUAAAAAUGUGAAGAACUAAAGCAUUUUUAACACAAUCCCUUUCUUUCAGGGGCUCUAAAGUAAUUGGACAAAUUAAAUAACUGAAAACAAAAUGUUCAUUUCUAAUACUUGUUUGAAAACCCUUUGCUGGCAAUGGCGCCUGAAGUCUUGAUUUCAUGGACAUCACCAGAUGUUGGGUUUCCUGUUUUUAAUGUGCUGCCAGGCUUUUACUGCAGCGGCUUCAGUUGCUGUUUCUUUGUGGGCCUUUCUGUCCAAAGUUUAGUCUUCAAUAAGUGAAAUGAAUGUCAGUGUUUUACAGAUGAUGUGGUUUUCUGGCGACACAUAUGUGUAACUGAGAUGGAGAUAGGUGUAAGGGCCCCAGUGCACUGAUCUCUUCAUACGCCAACAAUGACAUCGUCACUGCUCUGCAUGCACCUUCGCUUAGGGUGCACAGAGUAUUUCCAUUGAACAAUAAGUGUCACCACUCAUAAAAAACCUCCAGAUCAGCACUGGUAUAGGAUGAGAAAAAGUCAAAAUGGAAGCAAAGAACUCGCAGAGUUUUGUCCAAAGGUCUUUCAACAAACUGUCAUCUUGCUGCAUCUCCCUUUGUAUAUUCUAUCAAUCUCUGAGAUUCUGAUAUGUCAUUAAACAUGCUAUAAAAAAACAACUCAUGCCCUCAACGAUGUUGAAUAUGGAGCUACCAACCAAGAGGAAAAUAGGAAGACCACAGAGAAGGUUCAUGGAUUUAGUGAAGGAGGCUAUGCAAAGGGUUGAUGUGACAGAGAAAGAUGCUUGGGAUAGGGUGAGAUGGAGGCUAAUGAUACAUUGCGGUGACUCCUAAAGGUAGCAAGAUUUCCUAACAUGAUGUUAUUCUAUGUCAGAGAUAUGUGUGGGUUUUUCUUUGCUAUUGGAUAUGCUACAAACACAAAAGUGUUUCCUAACAUUUCACAUUUUUUUGCUAUUUUAGUUUAGUCAGAUGUAUAACUGUCAUUCACAGUUUAGCUUGACGUCAUUAUACUGAAUAUGUUUUAUUUUUCUAAUGUACUAUUCCAGGUGUCUAAACAGAAUGGUAAGGUUUUAUAGUUAGUAAGUAUGUAGUACAUUGGCUGGACAGAGUUUUGCAGUGUUCUCAAGAGCACCAGCCAUACUGCUCUGUGUGAUGAGCACACACUCAAACUAGAAUGUGUUGAGUCAGCUGCUUUGUAAGCCUCUGUCCCUCCCCAGUGAGCUAUUUAUACACACCCAAACCAGCCACAGCCACAUACCAACACACACACAGUGAUUCAAGGAUAUACACAUGUUGAAAGCACUUUGUAAACAAAAGUGCACACAAACAGUGAAGGUAGUGUUCAAACCUCAGGGUGACUCAGUUUUGUUUUUUCCCCCUGACAUUGGCUUGAGGAGGAAGUGACAGGUGGACAAGGAAGCGCUAAGGAGCUAAUAGCAGGAGGCGAUCAGGCUGACAGUCAGCCCGCAUGGAAGGCGCUGCAUAGCAAACUGGAAUCAUAUGUAGCACACUGAGGCUGCAGCAGGGAAGCUCUCGGUGGACAGCUUGCUGCAGAUGUCCAGCUCUGAGCUGCAGGACAUGAUGAGACGCCUAAGCUCCAACUCAGAGGAUCGCUCUCGCCUCACUACUGCUCUCUCCUGUCUAAAGAGUGUUAAUGAAACAGGAGGUGAUCUUAGGCAUAACUCAGGCUCCUGCAGUUCUGAGUCACAACAGGACAGCAGUCCCUUUUCUCCUAUUAGACCCUCUUUAAGCUCUGGUAGCCCUUUUACCUCAUUAAAACCCAACAGCAAUCAUGGCCGCUCCAUCUCUAUAUCAGUGGUACCCUGUUCAGAUGACCAGAGACCAACUGUACCAGCUGAGAACAUGAGUGAUCCGUUCUCUUUGGAAUCAAGCACCCCUUCGCUAACACAGGUCUCAAAGACCCACACGUUCAAGUCCUCCCACACACCACCACCACCCUCUCGCAAACUGUUGCAACUGCUUCCCAAUAUUGCACUGACGAAAAACAAGAGUCAUGACUCACAGCCGACCAACCGCAACGAGGAUCCUGGGACACGCAAGGCCUGUAAGAAGAAGAAAGUGUUGGCUGCUAUUCAGAUCAACGGCUCUGGGAUCAGUCCUGAAGAUUCAGGUCUAAGAUCACCUCUGCUGUCUGCCCAAACACCUGGCCCUGUCCCAGCCUCAGCUCCAUACAUGAUGCCCGUCGCCCCCAUCUUACUGGACAAUCUAGCCAUGCAGAGAAGUUCCCCCCAUACAAUAAGAAGAGACAUUGGCCUGGCUGUAACCCACAGGUUUUCGACUAAGUCCUGGCUCUCCCAAACAUGUCAAGUUUGUUCUAAGAGCAUGAUGUUUGGUGUCAAGUGUAAACACUGCAAGUUAAAGUGCCAUAACAAGUGUACCAAAGAUGCACCUUCAUGUCGGAUAUCAUUUGCUACAUUGCCAAGGAUGCGUAGGGCAGAAUCGGUACCAUCAGACAUCAACAAUCGGAUUGAUCACACAGCCGAAGUCUCAGUGCAGUUUGGCACCUUACCAAAGGCACUAACCAAAAGGGACCCUGUCCCCAGUAUUAACCAGCUGGAAUCCAGCAGUAACCCGUCAUCAGCCACCUCUUCCACACCUUCCUCUCCAGCACAUUUCCAGCAGAGUAACCCUUCAAGCAUAAGUGCCACCCCCCCACCUAACCCAUCACCACAGAGCUCCUGGGACAACCGCUUCAACUUCCCAGAUGUUCCUGCCUCCACAUGCAGCGUUCAGCAUUCUGGCAGUCACAAUGAGUCUGGGAUGGUGAUUACUGAGACACAAAUAACAGCCACAGAACAGGGAUUGGAAGAGGAAGGAGAGGAAGGAGAGGAAGAUUACACAGCUAUGGAUAAAGAAGAAGCUGACCAGACUGACACAAAAAAGAGUUAUUCCAAGGAAGAGUAUGAUGAAGAUGGUCUGGAUGAUCUACCCUCUUCUAUAUGCCGCCGUCAGGCUGUUGGCCGUUCUGGGGUCCCCAUCUCUCGUAAGGUCAGCCAGACCAGUGUCUACCUCCAGGAGUGGGACAUCCCGUAUGAGCAACUACAGCUGGGAGAGCUUAUUGGAAAGGGUCGCUGGGGUAAGGUGCAUAAAGGUCGCUGGCAUGGUGAGGUGGCCAUUCGCCUUCUAGAGAUUGAUGGCAACAAUCAGGAUCAUCUGAAAGUCUUCAAAAAAGAGGUUAUGAACUACAGGCAGACCAGGCACGAGAACGUCAUCCUGUUCAUGGGUGCAUGCAUGGCUCCUCCUCAUCUUGCUAUUAUCACCAGUUUCUGUAAGGGUCUGACUCUGUAUUCUGUUGUAAGAGAAAGAGGUCACCUGCUGGACAUAAAUAAAACCAGACAGAUUGCACAGGAAAUCGUUAAGGGAAUGGGUUAUCUUCAUGCUAAAGGCAUCGUUCACAAGGAUCUGAAGUCCAAGAAUGUGUUCUAUGACACAAACAAGGUGGUGAUUACAGACUUUGGCCUGUUUGGAAUGUCUGGUGUGGUACAAGAAGGCAGAAGAAAGAAUGUGCUGCGGAUACCACAGGGCUGGAUCUGCUACCUGGCUCCAGAAAUUGUUCGAAAAUUGAGCCCAGAGGUUGAUGAGGACCAGCUGCCUUUCUCCAAAGCUGCUGAUAUUUAUGCUUUUGGCACAAUCUGGUAUGAGCUGCAGAUGCGAGACUGGCCAAUUACCAACCAGCCUGUGGAAACUAUAAUCUGGCUAGUGGGUCGUAAUGAAGGCAUUAAGAAUGUGCUGUUAGAGUCCAAUCUGGGCAAGGAGGUCACGGAGAUCCUGUCUGCCUGCUGGUCCCUUACGGCAGAUGACAGGCCACCUUUCACCCAGCUAGCAGGCAUGCUGGACAGACUCCCUAAACUCAACCGCAGGCUUUCUCACCCUGGACACUGGAAAACAACAGAAAAAAUUUGAAAUUUUAUGAAGCUAAGAGGAACCAUUACACCAUCAGUCAACAAAAAUGCUGUAAAUAGUGUUUUUUAAAGAAAUGUGAAAAAUGUAAAGCUGGCCUGCUGAUGAUCAAAUGAUAUAUAUGUACAUACUUAGACUGUUUUUAAUGUGACUACUGUUUUGUUCUGAGGAACGAAUGAAUAAUGUAUCAAGUAAAUGCAUUUUUUCUACUUUGGCAAAUUAGGCACUAUCUUUACUUUUUCUUCUGAUACGUGAUAGUGUUGAUCACAGUCUGUAAUGUACUGAAUUUCUCUUUUUCUUCUGUCUUCAACUUCCUCUUCUCUGGAUGUUGCCUGAUUCACCUUGGCCUGUUCCUGUUGUGCCUCAUCUCCUGACGGCUUCCUUUGGGUCCUGCAUUUCCAUCUUUAUCUAUGAUCUUGUUUCCUUUCUUUCUAUUUGCUUACUUGUUUUCCAACAUUCCUGUUUGUCUCCUGGGUCCACUUCUAUUUUGGUUAAGGACACUGGAAAAUCAUGAAUGCCUGAGACAUCACUGCCAUCAGCAUAUCACUAAGUCAGGCAGUGAGAGCUUGUUAAAUUGACUGAAAAUAUGAUAUGAAAGAUGCAGCUCUGACAGAUUUCCUAUAAGAUCGGAUAUUAUGCAUGCACUAGCCAAAAUUUGUAUUCUAGAUGAAAACCAGCAGAUGAAACCUUUUAAGUUCUGUCAGGGACAUCAUAAUACCUGGGUCUAAAAAUGCUUUGCUUUCAUCUUUAUCUCUUUUCCCUUGAUUAACCUGUGUGCCUACUUCCCCCCACAUUUCUAACUCCCAACCUUCAGUGAAUGUAAUUCUUCUUAUAUAUGUUUAAAUGUGAGUGUAGGCAUAGUCUCAUGGCUGUUUGAGUUAAAUGCAUAGUUAACUAAGAGCUGCUGGUUUCAGCUCUUAGUUAAUUUAAAAUACAUUUUACUUCAAGGGUUCCACCAGAGUUUACUUUCAAAGGGUCAGUUCACAAUAUACACCCAGUAAUUUUUUAAGUUACUUAAUCGAAAAAGUGUUGUCCUUAUAAAUAUACAUUGAUUAUUAUGUAAUUAUGAUGCAGUCUCAUAAACUUAGAAUUAGUCCAAUAAAAUACAUCAGUGCAGAUUUCUUCUAAUCUUCUUCUAAUCUUGAGUUGUUGAUUUAGUUUUUUCCAGAGUUUAUUGUCCUACAGCAGCCACCAUAGCUACCAUUAGGUACUUGCAUUGGAAGAGAAGAAAACAAAAUUCAGUUGGCUGCAAUCUAGUGACAUCUAGUGGAGAGAAACCGACAGCUCUUUGCAGAAAUUGCUUUUUGGUUUGUUUGUUUUUUGUUGUUGUUUUUUGUUUUUUACAAAUUUUCUACACACUGAAGAAUAUUAAUAUAGAUAUAAUUUUAGCAUUAACAGUCUGACUCAAACAGUCUCUCAGUCUGCCACUGUUCUAAUGUGGAAUUUCUGCCUCUUUGAUUCAUAAUAUAUCUCCAAAACUGAAAGUGUUUGCCCAGACUGAGUUCACUGUAGUGCAAAAGGCACCAUGGAAAUCAUUUACCUCUCUACCGAAGUAAUAAAUAUCACAGACAGAUAUGAGUUACUAUUUAUGUUCCACUUUGGCACAAUGAAAGAUAAAGAUGAUUGAACUGACCCUUGGAAAAGCGAUUCCCUCAAAAUAACAACUUUGCUUUUUUUACUUCUGUUGCAAUUUUAUAAGAUUCCCUGAAGCUAUGAAAUAGCUAAGUAGUUAUGAAUAGAUGACGAAUGUUGUGGUAUCGAAACCACGAUAGAAAGACACUGCAGUGCUCCAACAACACUUGACAGAAUGCAGCUGUCGCACACUGCCACCUGAUUAGUCAUCAUUAAUUUAUCAGAGGGCAAACCACUGAGUGAUACCACCCACAGUGGGAUAUAAGAAGAGAUACAAGUUAUCUGUCUACUUUAACUUCUUAUAGGACAACAGUAAGCGGAAGCACAGUAAUAGAAAGACUGUUUUCAUUACAGUAUAAGGAAGAUUGUGACAAGAAGCAGUGCACCCUUGCGCAAUUUGCAUUAGUGAGCAAGACAUGGCUGUUGUGUUUGUGAGUUUUCUUUCCUCAGGCUGUACAUUCACCAAAAGUGUUUGUAUGUAAUGGUUUCACCAGUAGGGCAAAGCCCAAUUUAUGAUGAGAAAAUUGAACUAAUGCAUAUAUGUAAAUACAGUAUUUUACUGCACGUUGUAUUUUAUACAUGUUUGUGCAAGGGUUGAGUUUUAAAAUGUUUUUGUUGGUACUAUAUUUAUGUAUGAGACUGUUGUUGGUGGAUUGUUUUCCUUUUCUUGUUUCCAUUUUUCUGUUUUUUGUUGAUACUUUCAAGGCUUUUUGUCUGAACAAUUUAAGACAUUAAACUUGAUAUUUUGA